Anopheles moucheti is the source of this 700-nucleotide messenger RNA. It is a transcript of the gene Chrac-14, whose product is annotated as DNA polymerase epsilon subunit 3. The record is from RefSeq and is a predicted model, not a curated record. Gene Ontology annotation, biological process: DNA damage response; leading strand elongation; heterochromatin formation. Gene Ontology annotation, molecular function: protein heterodimerization activity; chromatin DNA binding. The transcript is spliced from 2 exons. NCBI's taxonomy places the organism in Eukaryota, Metazoa, Arthropoda, Insecta, Diptera, Culicidae. The coding region runs from base 238 to 618 and encodes 126 amino acids. Gene Ontology annotation, cellular component: epsilon DNA polymerase complex; CHRAC.
AAUUAUUAGCAUUUUAUGUACAAAGAAAAUUUGUCUACGUUCUUGUUGUCACACAUGAUUCGUCUCAACACGUUUGACAGCUUGCCUUCAAACCGCGGAACCAACGAAAAUCGCGCUUUUUGUGUGCAUGUAAACAAAAUUUUAUCAGCUGGUGUUUGAUAGUGUUUUAAAGCCUUUAACUACUUCAGUUACACAAAACAUCAGACAUAUUGUCUAACGUAUUCCACAAACCUGAAAAUGGUGGAAAGGAUUGAAGAUUUAAAUCUGCCAAACACGUCGGUGACUAGGCUGAUCAAGGAAGCCAUACCGGCCGAUGUGAAGGUAUCGAGCGAAUGUCGCAUCGCGUUGGCCAGAGCAACAUCGGUAUUCGUACUGUAUCUCACAUCGACAGCCACGACCGCGGCCCAGCAAAAGAAUCAAAAAUCCCUUUCUGCCGACCACGUUCUGAAGGGUCUGGAGGAAAUUGAAUUCGAAAGCUUCAUUCAACCGCUGAAAACCGAACUAGAGAAUUUUAGAAAGAUGAUUAAAUCGAAAAAAGAUAAGAAAGCCGCCAAACCUGACACGGACACUACAGUGGAGGGGGCCGUAAUUGAUCUGGAAAACAUGCAAAACUCAUAAGGACAAGUCCAUCAACAUUGACCGCCGUACACAGUUUAGUAUGUAAGCAAUAAACAUAUUAUUUUGUAAUAAAAUUGUCCAU